This is a messenger RNA of Rhipicephalus microplus (southern cattle tick), 437 nucleotides long. RefSeq lists its product as uncharacterized. Gene Ontology annotation, biological process: symbiont-mediated perturbation of host defenses. Gene Ontology annotation, molecular function: amine binding. The record is from RefSeq and is a predicted model, not a curated record. Lineage: Eukaryota; Metazoa; Arthropoda; Arachnida; Ixodida; Ixodidae.
CAUUUCCCAUAUAAAGGUCUAGCUUGUUGACCGAGAUUUCAAAGGAGCCUUCAACCAGAAUAAUCAUGCAAGCUGUCACUUUGUUGAUUUCUGCCGGCCUCUACGUACUGCCACUCGGCAUUCUGUUCACUGUGGGAGACGCGAAACACGAGUUAAAACAUGACGUCGCAGACGCUUUCGAGGUAUAUGAGAAUUUCCCCUCUGUUGUGGCCAUUUUUGACCAAGACCUAGACGGGGACUUGGAUUGCGUGCAAUCUGUUCGGACAUACUUAGACCCAGAAGCCCACGAAGCGACGUAUGUCUGGAUCCUCAAAGGCCUCAACGGGAUGAAACCAGAGAACCUCACGUUUCACUUGAAGCCAGGCGCCACAGCCGACACGUCUGUAUUUACGAUGGACAAUGGUAAGUAUUAUGGCACUUAAUAUUUUUGGUGACCU